GCAUGCCACGUCGUCUCCGCUGCAUCUGCGUGUCUCCAACCUCCUUGAGCGGCGUCCUUUCUCCAGCCGCUUGACCGAUGCCCCGAUGCACUGACUACGCCGCGCCAAGCUCGCGUUCUCUGGAGACCUCUCCUCUUCGGCUCCGCCAAGCUGAUAUGGGCUCUCACUCGGUCGUGUAAGUGCCAGGAGAAAAAAGACGAAUGCAGCACAAAGAAGCAACGAAACAAGAAACGAAAGAAAGAAAAAAGAUAGAUAGAAAGAAAGACCUUCGCGAUAUGGCGCAAGGAACGCGUUCAGGAGCACCGUUACAUCGCUCGAACGUCUCGACUUCCUUUCUAUAUUCGUCGCCAACGCAGUCGCGCCGAUACAGCGCCUGAGCGUGUCUUGUGUGUGAAGGCACCCUAGCGCCGAAGGCGCCAGUUGAAACGCUACCGAACGACGAGGCUAUUAGCUGCUCGGGAGACCGUCGCCGAACUGCGAUCACCACCGACAACGGUUGCUUGCAGAGCCAGUGCUUCCGUUACACGCUGCUGGCAUCGCGAUUUCUUUUUUCACGUGGGGCGCGAGGAAACAAGAAGAAGAAGAUGGUGAAGAGUUGCCAGUGAGGUGUUGGUGGCGUGCUGCGCAACAAGUCUGUGUUUUCAAGUACGACCAGGUCGUUCGAGCUCACGUGCCGUGGCAACGAUUGCGGGAGAGCGUUGGAAGCACUACGUGUGGAGGCAUCAGUGGAGCAGACCACCGCAAUACUCAAGUGACCGGUGAAAGGAGAGAGAGAGAGUUGACCAAAUUUGAAGUAAAUUCAAAUUCGGUGAACUGUGAGCAAGGUUGUGGCUAAGAACAAUCUCGUGUGCGAAGACGCGUGCUUUGAAGAAUUCCUUUAGCCAAGCCAAGACACUUCAGCGAGUAAGCUCAGAAGGGUGAGCUCCGCUAUUAGCCUGCUUGUCUAGCGAAGAAACGGCGGCCACGUUCCUCAAGUGUCCCCACGGUCACGACUCCUCGCGAAAGGUCGUGAAACGCCGCAGGAAUCUCGAGCGCCAAUGGAUAAAGUGCACUGAAGAGGUUGCGCUGUAAGAGAGACCUCGAAAUAGAAGUGGCCGGGCAAAGCAUCAGCGGCAGCUGUAGCGUUUCAAAUUGUCCUUGAGACGCAAUUGAAGAGAUAUACAGUUGUCCGAGGGGGCAACUCGUAAAAAGAGAGCCGCCUUGAGAAUGUCCACUCGUCGAAAAGGUGCUCGACCCAAGGAGCGAAGGAAGACACGAGUUGGUGGGGCAACGGCUUCGGGUCCAGCGAACUGCAUCGCCGAGUGAACGACAGCGUUACUGUGGCAGUCGACCGGACGAUAUGUAAAGGUUCUAAGAGGUGGCUGGCCUUCUUCAUUGCCGAAAACGGCGAUAGUGCAAGGACCGCGAGAGGCACCGGAACCACAGCGCUUGCGGCACGUGCUUUUAGAUCAACGGUACUAGAAGGAUAUUUUUUUAGUGCCUCUAUCACUCAUUGGGCCCAUAACGAAGCAUAACCCCGUUACAACAGCGUCUUGCGCUACUCAAACCCAAGUUCGAGAGACCUACGCAGCCGCAAACUGAAUUGGAAGGUGUGCUUACGUUUUCAGAAUAUAGAAAACCACCCCACCCGCGUCCCGUUCUACAAAGCAAGACAAAAAGGAUUGACAAAUGCAGUCAGUCACGUUUGGCAACGACGCAAGACUAUAGGGAAGGGAGAUAGAUACUUCCAGACAGAAGCGCUUCGCCGCAAGAAACGUGCUUCCGAGGCUGACCGAAGACGUCGAUUAUCCCGCUGGACUACCCCGCUUUGCGAAAGAGCCCCUCGCAUGACCAUCUCGACUAUUACUGGGUGACGACACGUAACGUCGCUCGUCACAGCUCAGACUGUAGCGAGAAAGAAACGCGAGAACUUGCGCACACUCGUCCAUCACGCGCUCGAAGACCUCGAUGAAAGAUUAGGCAAGCCACACAGCAGAACCACACAGUUAGGCGCAGCCGCCGUGCAAGGUCGGGAUUCUCCCGUACGCUCUGGCGAGCGACCAAGGAGAAGAGUCCGGGAGCUUAAACAAAAAUCAUCAAGAUUGAUCGAAGACAGCGGUUGCCCAUUAUUUCGCCGCCUAAAGCCACCUGCAAGCACCGACGUCGCUGGGAAGCGAAGUGCGCGGCCACGCCGCCGACGCUGCAGGGAAGACCGACGAAGCUCGCAACAACUGUGUUGUGCAUCUGUCGCCUUUCACUCUGCUGCCACGCGGCUAAGCCUCGCAAUUUGCGUCGAGGGCUUCGCGCCAGCUGCGAGACAUGGACGCUCGCGCCGACGCGGCCGCGGCCGCCGCCGGGUCGCCGUGCGUCUUCGACGACUACCGGGCGAGCGAGCCGUUUUUAGGAGUCGCGGCAACUCCGAAGGCCCAGUCCGUGUGCUGUGAUCUGCCAGCGAAGCUGCCCGGCAACAGCGAGAAAGAGCAACAGGCCAACCAAGAGCAGGCCGCUGCUGCAAACACGGCCGGAGCCAAAGCCAAUGACAUAAGCUUCCUUCCGGUCCUCCUGGCGGCGAGCAUCGCCUCCCUGGGAGGCAUCCUAUUCGGCUACGAUUCCGGGAUCAUAGCCGGGGCUCUGCUGCAAGUUAGAGAGAUCUUCGACCUUUCGUGCGACGUCCAGCAGCUGGUGGUCGGAAGCGUGUUUUUCAGCGCGUUCGUGACCUCAUUUUUCGGAGGUGUCCUGGUCGACAAUCUUGGACGCAAGAGGGCGCUCCUGCUGGCCACCGCCCUCUUCUUGGGCGGGUCGGCGCUGCAGAGCGUGAGCACGGGCCUCGCCAUGUUCGUGACGGCGCGGUUCAUCACCGGGUUCGCCAUCUCGCUGUCGACCACAGCGCAGUGCACCUACAUCGCCGAGAUAUCGCCUGCCGUCCAUCGCGGCCUGCUCAUGUCCCUGAGCGAAGUGGGCAUCACCGCCGGCUUCUUGUUCGCUUACAUGAUCAACUACGCCUUCAUCUCCUACGAGAAUGGCUGGCAGCUCAUGUUCGGGGUCGCCACGUUGCCGGCCCUGCUGGAACUGGUGGGCACGCUGUUCCUGCCACAGAGCCCGCACUUCCUCGUGCUCAAGGGACGCCACGAUGAGGUACGUUGUUACGCUUGAGAAAUAUUGCAAGUGUACUCACA
Molecule: messenger RNA, 3155 nt
Organism: Dermacentor silvarum
Lineage: Eukaryota; Metazoa; Arthropoda; Arachnida; Ixodida; Ixodidae
Product: solute carrier family 2, facilitated glucose transporter member 12
Exons: 6
Coding region: 2299-3132 (277 amino acids)
Biological process (GO): transmembrane transport
Cellular component (GO): membrane
Molecular function (GO): transmembrane transporter activity
Source: RefSeq, a predicted model, not a curated record